Molecule: messenger RNA, 1563 nt
Organism: Auanema sp. JU1783
Lineage: Eukaryota; Metazoa; Nematoda; Chromadorea; Rhabditida; Rhabditidae
Source: the annotation of a GenBank genome assembly
AUGGAGACUCUUCACGUCGACCCAACGGUUGGGCUUAUAGCCUGUUGCGAAUGUGGAAUAGGAAUUCAACCUAAUGCAGCAAAUAUGUGUAGUGGAUGCUUAAGAUCAAAAGUUGAUAUAACAGAAGGAAUUACUAGAACAUGCACAAUCUAUAUGUGUAAAUUCUGUGAACGUUACUUUGUCCCUCCAAGUGGAUGGAUGAGAGCACAACUUGAAUCGAAAGAAUUAUUAUCAAUCUGUUUAAAGAAGUUGAAACCAUGUAUGACCAAAGUCAGGCUAACUGAUGCUGUAUUUGUUUGGACUGAGGAACAUUCGAAGAGAAUUCGAGUUAAAAUUACAGUUCAGAAAGAAGUUUUCGCCAACACAAUCUUGCAACAAACCCUUAUCGUUGAAUUCACAGUACAUAAUCAGAUGUGUGAUGAUUGUCGGCGAGCUGAAGCCAAAGACUUUUGGAGAGCUUGUGUACAAGUUCGUCAGAAAUCUCAAUAUAAGAAGACUCUUUUCUAUCUCGAACAACUUCUUCUUAAGCAUAAUGAACAUAAAAAUUGCUCUGGAGUGAAGCCCGUACCAACCGGUAUUGACUUCUUCUUCCCCAAAAUACAGGAUGCUAGACGAUUAGUCGAUUUCAUUCAAACAGUACUGCCUGCUACUUCCCAUUAUGCUCAAGAAUUGGUAUCACAUGACACGAAAAGUAACACUUACGAUUACAAGCACACGUUCUGCGUCGAGAUCGUCCCGAUCUGCAGAGAUGAUAUUGUUAUUCUUCCAAAGCAUGUCGCACAAAGUUUGGGUAAUAUGUCCCAAAUCGUUGUAUGUUUGAGAGUUUCAAACGUUAUUACUCUUAUGGAUCCUGCUAAACUUCAAAUGGCUGAUGUUCCAUGCUUAGCCUACACGAAAGAUCCUUUCUUUGCUCUUUGUAGUCCAAAACAGUUAACGAAGUUCUAUGUUCUUGAUGUUGAGCAAAUUCACAAUUUGGAGAGAGGAGCUGGUCAUGGUUUUGUGAGUAAGAAGCAUAUAUUAGCUGAUGUUUGGUUGGUAAAAUAUGAUCAGGUUGGAAGGACAGAUGCCGAGACUUUCUCAGCUAGAACACAUAUAGGACAGUAUUUGCAUCCUGGAGAGGUAGUUUACGGUCUUGAUCUCAAGAACUGCAACGUAAACAAUGAACUGUUCGAUGCUAUGAAACCCGAGAAUGUUCCUGAUGUCAUCAUAGUCAAAAAGGUUCGGGAUCGCACACGUAGAGCUGAGAAGCGCAGAUGGAAGUUGAAGAGACUUGUCAUAGAUGGUAACAUCGUUGGAAACGAAACAGAAAGUGUUGCAGAUGAAUUCCAAACAUUCAUGGAAGAUAUUGAGGAUGAUGCUUUGAUGAGAGAGAAAAUUAAUAUCUAUAAGGAUGCAUCUAAACAAGUCAGAUGUGAGGAGACCGACGAUGAUGAACCAUUACCUGAAGGACCAACAAUCGAAGAAAUGCUGGAGGACUUCACGUUGAAUGACCGAGAAGACGACAUGGAAAGAGAAACGGGAGAGGAAACGGGAGAAGAAGGGGAGACAAUGGAUAUAAACUAA